This is a messenger RNA of Emericellopsis atlantica, 1554 nucleotides long. RefSeq names its product cytochrome P450. The transcript is spliced from 4 exons. NCBI's taxonomy places the organism in Eukaryota, Fungi, Ascomycota, Sordariomycetes, Hypocreales, Bionectriaceae. The record is from RefSeq and is a predicted model, not a curated record. Gene Ontology annotation, molecular function: iron ion binding; monooxygenase activity; oxidoreductase activity, acting on paired donors, with incorporation or reduction of molecular oxygen. Bases 1 to 1554 code for a protein of 517 amino acids.
AUGGAUCACCCGCAGCUGGCCACGACCAACGGCGAUCUGCCGACCACGAUCAUCGCGACCGUCGCCAGCACACACAACAUUCUCCUCCUCGUCCUCUUCUUCUUCCUCGCCUACCUGCUCAAAUGCAUAUACGCCCUUUUCAUUUAUCCUUAUCAUGUCUCACCACUUCGGCACCUGCCGACACCAAAGGAGAACCACCACUGGCUGCUCGGACAGAUGAUCACACUCCUCUCGACGCCCUGGAUGCCCUACCUCUACCGCGAAUGGAGCCGUGAGUGUCCCGACGUCCCCUUUCUGCGCAUUUUGAAAAUUGGACAAUCCGAGACCCUCAUCCCGAACACAAUCACCGCCUAUCGCGAGGUCCUCCAGACCAAGAAUGACUGCUUCAUCAAGUCCGAAGAGUCGCGUAACGGCGCCGCCAUGGUCAUUGGCGACGGCCUCCCCUGGGCGCACGGCGACGACCACCGACAGCGUCGCGCCGUGCUCAACAAGCUCUUUGCGCCCCAGCGCAUGAAGGCCUGCGUCCCCAAAAUCAAGGCCAAGGCCGAGCAGCUGUGCCGCGCACUGGCCGCCAAGCAGUCCGUGCCUGGCGAUGCCGUCACAGUCGAAACCGAGCUUUGGAAAGCUGUACUCGACGUCGGUGGCAUCAAGUCCAUGGGCGUCGACCUCGACCACCUCGGCUCGGACGCUUCCCCCCUCCAUGAGAUCUUUAGCGCAACGAUGCGCCCCAGCAUUCGCGGCCAUAUUGAGCGAUGGACGGUUACGCACCUCCCCUUCAAACAAUACUUGCCGCUCGAGGCUGUCAGCGAGUUUGUUCGGAAAUGCGCCACUGCACGCAGCGUCAUAAGAGAACACGUGCAAGCGCGGCGCCGAGCAUUCAAUCGCGGGGAGAAGACGAGGGACGAUGCAGAUGUGCUGCAGGCCAUGGUGGAGGCGACGGGUCUGUGGGACGAUGAGCAGGUCGUGGAAUAUAUUCUGAACUUCAUGGUGUUAGGACAUGACACCACGGCGUGCACGCUCGUCUGGGCUCUGGAUACGCUGGCUCGUCGAAAGGAUAUCCAGGAUCGAUUACGGAAAGAGAUCAACGACAUGGAGGAGCAGUCGUGGGCGGAGAUUGACCGCGCGCAUUUCCUGGAGAACUUCUUGCGCGAAGUGCUGCGGGUGCAUUGUCCAGUCGGCUGGAUUCCCAUGGUCGCCGCCUGCGACGUUGAGAUUUCUGGCGUGCUCAUCCCCAAGAAAACGACGCUCAACCUGUGUCCAGCCAUGAUGAACCUGAAGCCGGAGAUUUGGGGCCCCGAUGCAGAGGAGUUCGACCCCGACCGCUGGGAUCGCCUCGAGGGCGAGGCAGGAAGUGCUUAUGCCUUUGCCACCUUCCACAACGGCCCUCGCGUGUGCAUCGGCAAGGCCCUCACACUGAUGGAGCUCAAAAUGGUCAUUGUCGAGCUCGUGUCGCGGUUCAAGAUGGAGACGGACAUGGAGCCGCUCGGCCUCGAGACACCGAGCUUCACGCUGAAGCCCAAGCAGACACUGAAGCUGCGCUUGACGGAUGCGUGA